AUGCUCCCUUAUCAACGAGAACGUGGUGUCGAGGGCGAUGGCUCGGCCCUAGGGCUUGAGGGUCAAUUGCGAAAUAUGAUUCUUACAAACGCCAAUGCCAAUGCCAAUGCCAAUGCCGAUGCCAAUGCCAACCAAAACACCAACCCAGCAGUCACUCCGUCCACGUCGUCAAGAAGACGCCCAAAUCAAGCUCAACGACGUCAAAUGUCUCAACCCUUCACAGUUGCUCCCGAGCCUCGACAGCAGCAGCCCCCGACUAGGGCUCCUGUCCAAUGGCCUCCGCCGCAGUCUCGUUCAACCUCAGGCCCGAGAUCCUCGGACUUUCCUCGUUCACGGAACUCGUGGAAUGGUCCUCCACAGGCACCUGCGAAUAGGCCUCAGUACCAGAAUCCAUCGACAAUGAGACAAUACAACGCAGCCUCGUCUCACAGUGGACAUCACCAGAGCACAGGGUCGUUCCAUUAUCAACAUCGCUCCAUCAGGCCUGAAGAAAUCGCGAGUCAGGCUCGUCUGCUGGACAUGUUAUGCCAUCAAGUUUUGGCUCACUCCGAAAUCGACAGGUCCGAAAUAGCUGAAAAGGAGGCUUUUCGUCAACGUAUAGAGCAUAUCUGUCGCGAAGUCAUUAGCCAGUAUGAAGAACAACAGGAUGUGAACAGGAUCCCCCCUUUCUCUGUGGAACUGAAGUGUUUUGGCAGCUUGUCUUCUGGCUUUGCUACAAAGGCCUCUGACUUGGACCUCGGCUUGAUAUCGCCUCUGUCCAAGAUUCCACCUGAUGCUCCCGGAUCCCCUAUACCUCGACUAAUCGAAAAGGCAUUCCUGGAAGCAGGGCUUGGUGCCAGGCUUCUAAGUCGCACGAGAGUCCCGAUUAUCAAGAUAUGUGAGCUCCCUCCGGAAGACCUCUUUAAAGGUCUAUUGGAAGCGCGAGAGAAAUGGGAGCGUGGCAUCGAUAAAGAGACCCAAUCCGGAGCUGCUGAAAUAGAGCCUGACAAUGACGGCUCUGUUAGAGGCGAAGAUGAAGAUCACGAACAAAGCGGAGGCGCCGAGGCUGGUUCAGAUUCGUUGGGUGAAUUUGAGAUACUCUGCAAGGACUCUACUGAACCACAGCGAUUUCGACUUCAACAAGGCCCUAAAAACUCACUGGAUUCCUAUUAUGGUCUGGCCAAGCGCAUUUUAAGGAGAGCUGGUGGCUACGACAUUACUGCUUCAAACUCCAAAGAUUUCACGGCAGCCGACUGGGACAUUCUAAACCGUGUCUGUUACGCAUUUGUCCAGGGGCUAGCGGACGAUUCUUUGCGGGAUCAUGUUGCCAGACUUCCUUCCAUCGCUGCAGCGAAUGCCCGUUCAAAUUCACUCGACCAUCGCUCCCUUUUUGGGGUAUUUAUGCAAGUAGAGGGAGAAAACAUACUACGCCGAUGGAAAUCAUGGCGCGAGGGGCUCCCUCUAAGACAGCCUGAGGAUGACAAAGUCAUAAGGCAAUGGGAAUCUCUGCAACUUAGGUCACUACCAGAUAUCGAACCGGUCACAUACAACAGAGAACUUCAGUUGGCCCUCGAGAAGCUCAAGAAAAUUCCCUCCGUGCAACUAUUGAUGUUUGAGCAAGAUCAACAAGAGACACCUUCGCAAUAUUACACCAGGAUAAGGAGCAUCGUAAACAGUUUAGGAAGCUCUGUAUGUGCACCUCAAUCAACCAUAACCAGCCGAUAUGUUGUUGGGGUAUUUCGCGAAGAGAUACGAGAUCAACUGAGCGGUUAUCUCGAACAAUUCCCGGAACAGGCAACGAUUCAAGCGGUGGGAUGUCGCCAUAAAAGUAUUCAUCUGGCCAAUGAAUUUGAGAGAGCUAUUGAAAACAACCUAUACGACGCUUCCGUCGUACCUGCUAUCAAGCGCUAUAUUGAAAUACUGCGGCAGCCCCUCGAGAAGAGAAUGAUGGCGCCUGGGUUGUCAUAUUAUGUCGUAUCAAUCCCCGCCGAGUUCUCUUCAGAUUUCGAUAAGAUCAAGACCCUUACUGAUCCCCAUACAAUGGCACCAAAUCAAUCUGGUCAGAGGCAACGAGAUCCGCUCGAGUUUCCCAAAUCCGACGUUGGGGUACAAUGCGACAUCAACUUUUCCGCCCACCUGGCUCUCCAGAACACCCUCUUGCUACGCUGCUACUCGCAUACUGACCCGAGAGUCCGACCCAUGAUCCUAUUUGUCAAGCACUGGGCGAAAAUGCGCGGCAUCAACUCUGGAUAUCGUGGGACUUUGAGUAGCUAUGGUUACGUGCUGAUGGUACUGCAUUAUCUCGUCAAUGUUGCGCAGCCCUUCGUGUGCCCCAAUCUCCAACAGCUCGCGCCAGCGCCUCCCAACAACUUGACUCCGGCCGAGAUACAGACCACGAUAAGCUGUCGAGGCUACAAUAUCCAAUUUUGGAGAAACGAGGAAGAAAUCAUCAGACUGGCAUCCCAAAGUCAGCUCAACGGGAACACUGAAAGCGUGGGGCAUUUACUCAGAGGAUUUUUCGAGUAUUUUGCUCAAACCGGCAUGAUGGGCAAUGGUCUCAGUAGAGGGUUUGAUUGGGGCCGCAAUGUCAUUAGUUUGCGAACUCAUGGGGGCAUUCUGACAAAGCAAGAAAAGGGCUGGACGGGGGCAAAGACUGUAUAUGAAGUCCAGAAGACAGAGGCCGAUAUUCCUCACGCACCUCAUGCACCUCCACGCCCGGAUACUCAACCUCCGGCGUCUCCACAGGCUGCCAAGAAUGGGGAGGUCAAAGAGAUCCGACUUCGAUACCUCUUUGCCAUUGAAGAUCCAUUCGAAAUAGAUCACAAUGUGGCACGAACGGUGACACACAAUGGCAUCGUCUCGAUCCGCAAUGAGUUCCGCCGAGCUUGGAGGAUACUUCGCGGCGCCGGGAAUGGGAACAUUGCUCAAGAGAAUCUGUUGCAGGACGUUGAAGACGAAAAGGAGGCCCCUAUUGCACUUCUGCAAUUACUUGCAGAUAUACAUGAACCUGUUCCAGUAUAA
Molecule: messenger RNA, 3000 nt
Organism: Trichoderma aggressivum f. europaeum
Lineage: Eukaryota; Fungi; Ascomycota; Sordariomycetes; Hypocreales; Hypocreaceae
Exons: 1
Coding region: 1-3000 (999 amino acids)
Biological process (GO): RNA 3'-end processing
Molecular function (GO): RNA uridylyltransferase activity
Source: RefSeq, a predicted model, not a curated record